Podarcis lilfordi (Lilford's wall lizard) is the source of this 6481-nucleotide messenger RNA. The record is from the annotation of a GenBank genome assembly. Lineage: Eukaryota; Metazoa; Chordata; Lepidosauria; Squamata; Lacertidae.
GGAAGUGACAGGAGCGAGCCCAAAAGGGAAAGAGAGCGAGAGACCGAAAGAAGGGGGCCAAGGAGCUAGCGAGCGAGCGCUGGCAGGUGAGCGGGACGCGAGUUCUGAAUCCCAACCGGCCGGAUUUGCGGGGGCGUGCGGGGGAAACUUGUGAGGCGGGGGUGUUUGACUCGGCCCCCAAUGACGUUCCAGCGGGACGAAGAGGCGCUCCUUCCUCGCCUUGCGAGCAGGGAGAGGGGUCUCUUUCAGGCUCUGCAGACCCCCACCCUCCAAAUACGAGCCCUUUACCUGGGAUCCCCCCAAGUGGUAGGCAUACUGCCGCCCCCGGCUCCAAAUCUCCUUGUCUAGUGCAGCAGCAGCAGCAGCGACCAACAGCCAUGUGGCACCUGAAAGUCUGCCAGGGUGAUGGUGGCAUCUUCUGAGCCAGCGGGUCUCUUCUGAUGCCGGUCCCUUUUUUUUUUUAGACUGGACUUGCUGGUGGAGCGAUGUGUGUCUUUAUUUUCUGUACAGCGCCUACCAGGCAUGAACGAGAAGCGCCUUGUGGCAUCUUAAAGGCUGGCACACUUUAUGUUGGCAUAUGGUCCAGAGAAGCUGUGGUAGAAUUUAAGAUAAGGCUUUUGAAGAAGACUAACAGGAAAUUAGUGUGGAUGAGGCACUUUUUGAAAUAAUGAUUCAUGAUCCAUUAGGGGGUUCCUAAAAUACUAAGGGGUUUUCAUGUGGUUUACUCCAACAGUCUCCCACUGAUUUAUGUAUUGGGCACCCACUCUGCUGAUGCCCUGCUGUUUUGCCCUAUGAUUCUGUCCCUUUCCCUAUUUCCCUGCAAAGCCACAGUACCCACAUAAUAACAGCACAACUUCUCCCCCCUUCACUGGAAGCACUUAUGGUGUGCCCCACUACCACCUUGAGGCUGUGACAGGACUCUCUCCCAAAGACUUGCCUUCCUGCGCCCCCCCCCUCCCCCCCCACGCAAAAGCAAAGCUAUCUCCUUCAAGUCUCUCAUUCUCAGCACUUUGUGAUCUGGUGGGUGGUUAAUUCUCCAAGAGUCUCCCUCUGUUGGGCUUGGAUCUUUUCACAUUGUUAUUUUUAAGAGCUAUUUGUGGGGCUUUGAUUCUAAAGUGCUCCCAUAGCAACUUACCUUGUUAGUUCAGGAACUGGGUUGACAACUAUGUAUUGUUGUCUAUGGCGCUAUGCACUAACAGCAGGGCUUCUUCCAGAAGACAGCCACAUACUCAGAAGCCAUGAACGUAGCAAGUGUUGGCAAAGAAGUGCCAACAACUUGUCUUGGGGCAAGGGCUGCCCCCUGUCUGGCUCAUGUGCUCUAGUCCCCAGGGUGGCUCUCUUCCACCCUCUCUCUCUGAGCCGUGGCUGUGGUGACUGGUUUGCCUUUUUGGCUCCCAGACAUAUGGAGGGAAAGAGGCGGAAGCCACAGAGUGACAACCAACGGGCAGGGAGCUCAGGGUGGCAGGCAGAGUCCCAUAGUAUCCAGCAGUUCUCCAGGGCUUCAAGCAGGGGUCUCUCCCAUCCCUACUUGGAGAUGUUGAACCUUGGAACUUCUGCAUGCAAAGCUGAUGCUCUACCAAUGAACUGAAUGUGACUGAAGUGAGGAAGCAAAUAUUUCCUAACUUUUAUUCCUAAUCGGAACAGUCUUGGCAUACUAUACAGUGUGUAUAUUUUGAUAUAGAUAUUCUCACAAGGACUUGCUUUCGCUUUAGUGGUGGAGAAUGUAGAGACAUAUUUAAAAGGCAAUGUGGUGAAACUGGCAAGAUUUCUCUCCUCCUUCCACCCCCUCGCCCAGCCAUGCAGCUUGUCAGUUUCUCCAGAGCAAGCAUCUUCUGGAGGACAGCAGAUCUUUUGGACCACAGCUCCCAUCAGCCUCAGCCAACAUGGUCAGUGGCAAGGCAUAUGGGGAGUCAGCGUCCCAAAAAUAUGGAGGACACCAGGUUGAAGGAGGCUGGAGCAGAGAUGGCGGAGAGAGUGAAGAUAAAAAUUGAACAAGUAACACAGAAGAUGGGGGGAGUUCCAUUGUCAGUGGCAUCCUAACCAAAAUGAUCACUUAUCAUUCCUCUGCAAUACCAGCUGUCAGUUUGUACACCAGAGCUCUGUGCAGCAACUCUGCUGGAAACUUAAUCAGUGCUUGAAAAAAGCAAGAGGACAAUCGGGGAAGUGUGUGAGUGCCAACAGUUUGGGAUGGAUGAGAGAAAGGGAAUAGCCAAAUUCUCACUGAUGAGCCAGUAAUGAUCUUGAGAACACUUUUUUUCUGCCAGAAUCUCCAGCAGUUAGGUCACAGUAGCAUUCCUCUGUACACCAGAACAUCAUCCUAUAAAAACCAUGAGGGUUUAACCUCUAAAAUACAGGGUAGAAAUGACUGAAAUGAAUCAAUACACUUAAAAUUCCCUUUCCCAUCACUUGGCCAUUAUCACCACCUCCUGCUUGCAGUUGCAUUACCCUUUGCAUGCAUGUGCAUAUGGCAUUGAAAAGAAAACAUGAGAAGUGAGAAUGCACAUGCAAAUGAAGAAUAUCUGCCCAUACUGCAUCAGCCUAUUUAUGGAAUGCAGCUUAUGUUAAAGGGCUUCUGGGGGCGGAAUUAUAUAUAUAUUUGGCAUGGGUAUUUUCUUUGCAGCGGGAAGACUCAUCCAUGGCUUUUGUAAAUCAAAACAACAACCAUCCUGUGCAGUAUACAAGGCUCUGUUUUAUGGCUUGAUGGCUGAAUUCAUUUGCUUGGCAAUCCCACUCGUAGCCAUAGGUUGAUUUGAUCGACGGAAUUUCAAAUGGGACCAGGUUCAGGGCUUUGCUCUUUUCCCGCUGCAGGAUGUCUCCUGGAGUGGCGCUGCAGGAGAAGUAUCGUCAGUGCUUGGAGAACAAUUUCCACCAGGGCCACACUGGCAUCUGCACCGACUCGUCCCUGAAGGAGCGGAUGUGGCAGCAACUGCUGGAGGAUCCAGAAGUUCACAGUGCCCUGAGAGGGGAGGACACCUUUGCCAUGCUUGCCUCGGCCCUGCGAGGACAGCUGGAUCUGGGACUGGCACUCCAGAAUCUUGGCCGGGCCUUUGAGGUGCUGGAACUGGCAGCCGUCAAUCUUUACUUCUUCCCCUGGCGCAAGGAAUUUGGAACCAUAAAAGUGAGCAUUGUCGGGGGGGAAGUCAGGCAUUGUGGGGGCAGAGGGAGGAGGCUACACAGGACUCUGCUAUAUUGCAGACAGAAACAGUUGUUUAUUUUACUUAUUUGAAUUCCUUCCUUCCAAAUCAUGCAAAGAGCAGCUCACCUCACGUAUAGAUGUGCAAUGUAUAAAAAUAAAGCCAACCACCUUCCAUUCAUUGGUGUGCAGAGGUUUACUUAGCCUCUCAGCACCUUUCCCUUCGUUUCCUGAUAGUUUCCUAUCUCGGUCAGAGUAGUAAUAUUCACAGCUGAAAUCCUGAGUCUGCUUCUCUUCCAGAGAACUGAAGGAAUCAUUAUUCUUUAUUAAAUUUCUGUGCUGCCUUUCCUCCUAAAGGAGCCCAGGGCAGCAAAUAGCAAAAUGGCAGAAACAAUACAAUUAAAUCUAAAAUAAAAACAAAUUUAAAGCUUCCUUUUUAAUUUAUUUUUUUUAAAAAGCAGUCACAUACUCCCACAGCUGCUAAUUUCAUGGCAUGGAUAAAUUUCAUACUCAUUUUCAGUAACUGUAUCUUUCAGCCAUCAGAUGCCAGGGUAAACAAGAAUGUUCUUAAGUUCCUCCUGAAAGUUAAUAACCAGAGAGACAAAUGUGCUUCACCCAGGGAGAGCAUUCUGCAAACAGGGAGCCACCACAGAGAAGGCCCUGUUAACUGGUCAAUGACAGCUGGGCAGCAUGUAUAAACUCAUGCAUAAUACGAAAAUAAUAUUGUUGCUGUGUACCAUGCCUGUAGUCACUGAACGAACAAACAAACUUGUGGUUUUUGUGUGCUUGAAAUACUAUGAGUUGUAUCCAAAACUAGUCAUAUUCACAGAAGAGCUUCUGAAAUUAAUGAACCUAAGGUAGUCAUGUUCAUUUACUUCAGUGGGUCUGCUUUGAGUAGGACUAGCAUUGGCUGCAACCUUGUAUUAUUUUGAACACUGGAUUGUUUUAUAAAUGGCUGUGUAAAUUGCUUUGUAACCAAGCAGUCAGCAAAUGCUGUACAGGCAUACCUCGGGUUACAGCCGCUUCAGGUUGCAUUUUUUCAGGUUACGGACUGCCAAAACCUGGAAGUACUGGAAUGGGUUUACUUCUGGGUUUCGCGGUCGCGCAUGCGCAGAGGCGCUAAAUCGAGCUUUGCACAUGUGCAGAUGCGACAAAUCGCAACCCGCGCAGACGCAGGUUGCAAACAUGCAUCCUGCAUGGAUCACGUUCGCAACCCAAGCAUCCACUGUAAAUAAGUAACAGUAUCAAAUUUGUGUGUCGAGCAAUGCAGGGCAAUAACCUCUGUGUCUUUCUCUGCAGACCUUCUCAGGUGUUUACGUGCACGUCCUCCAGGGAGUCCUGCCUGAGGCCGACAUCACCAGGAGUUUCCGCCGGCUGGGCUACAUCCCGAGAGACAGCCUCCACCUGGUCAUCGCCCAGUUGCCCCCGAGUGCCAGCCUCCUCGCUGCAGCCUGCUGCUUUUUUGCAGCCAGGGUCGAGUGCGAGAUCCUGGGGAAGAUUGUGCGGGAGCUGGAGCCGUAUGCCGCUUCACCUGAAGAUCUUCUCCAGGCCCGCAGGGAAGCCAAAGGCAGCCUAGAGAACUGUGUGGCCAAGUUGCAGAGCCUGGUGCGGUGGCCUAGGGGCAGAGAUUUCCGCGUGGAGCCAGCUGAUGCAAUAGACCUGUACAGGGAGAGUCCGGAAGGGCAGGGCCCGUAUGGCGACCCUUUGGGACCUAGGUUGCCAUUGUCAUCGCAGCAGCACCAGCACCCCAUUCCCCUCUGCGAGCGCAGCAGCCCCCGGUUGCGGAGCAGAGAGCAGCACUUCCAGACUCCGCAGGGGCUUGCGGAGAACAGGAGCAAGAUGUGGGUGCUGGGCCCGGAGGAGCCACCGUACGGCAACGGGAUCCCAGCCUUGGAGGGCCCCGAUCUGGAGACCUCCUUCUCCUUUAUCUCCCUGCGGCGGGAGCUCAGCAGAACUACGGAAGCGGACUACCCCACGCCUCCGGGAAGCCGCUUCUUGUCUCCCAUCCCUCACUACGACAGCCCUGGCGGCCCCCAGCUUCACCGGGGCAGCAGCCCAGCCUCUCCCUCAGCAAGGCAGCCAAGGAGUCCCCAGCUGAGCCCCACGGGGAUGCACCGAGCUCUGGUGCCAGGUGCAGGGAUGUCCCCAACAGAGCCACCGCGCUAUCACCUGCAUUCGUGCAUGCGCCCGGGCACCCUCCCGGCCUCCUGCUGCAACACCUGCAGAUUGCUGCACGGCGGCAGCUGCGAUGGAGCGCAGGUCUGCCGGAGCAGCCACCACAUGGAAGAGCUGCAAAGCGAGAAGCAGCAGCGCCUCUGGCUGCAGAGGACAGAGGUGGACAAGCUGCUGCACGAGGGGCUGCCGGGAGUCUGGCAAUAGCACGCGCUGCAGAACCCACCAGGGCAUCAACCGGACCUUGGACAGAAAAGCUGCUUCCUCUGCAGUUCUGAGGCUUCAUCUAGAACUGCACACACAGUCUGCUUUUCGUCCUCCUUCUCCCAGGCCUUCCCUCUCGGUUUUCUGAAAAACACUUUCCCUUAUUUUUGUUUCAGAGGAAAAAACAGCCAGACACUCACUUUUCAGCAUACAUUCUCUUUCCCCUGCCAACAGGACUUUUCUCAAAUCCUAAAUAUUUUGAGGAUUUAGGUGAACAAAUUUGUUGGGGUGGGGGGGAUCCACUCCUAAACAGUCUCCCGCAGUAGUGUUUGCUGGACAGGUGAGAUUCUCCCCCCUCCACUUCCCUCAUCCUUUCCACUGAGCAUUUGAGGGGGCACUGCUUCAUCUGAAAGUGGUUCCAGCUGGCUGACAAGAAAUGGCGAGUCAAUUGACAUGUUAGAAGGACACGCACACCCCUCUGCCAGAAUCCAUCUUUUGUAAUAUCAGGGCACAAUGAAGUUUUACAUGAUGCUCAUCUGCUCCCUCUUUGUGUAUUUCAAAGGAUGUAGGGCAGCAUUUCCCCAACUGGGUGCCAUCCAGUUGUUUUGCACUACAGUUCCCACCGUCUGCAGCCAGCAGAGCAUUAGAAUGCUGGGGCUGAUGGGAACUGUAGUGGAAGACAUCUGGAGGGCACCAAGGUUUGGGGGGAAGCUACUAUAGGGAGCUGCCAUGGGAGAAGGUGGGCUGAGAUUACAGGAGGGGGUGGAGGUUGCCUCUCCUUGUUAAUACCUUUUCCUGAAUCCUUGUGGCUCUCCUCUGGAAGCUGAGACAGCGCCGGAAAAGCCUUAAUGCUGAGUUUGAGUCUCCUGCUACUAGGCAGGGGCAGAGCUGUUCCCAAGCCCUCAGAGGCACUCAGCAUCUCCCUCCUGGCUUACAGAAGCAGAGGUGCAAAAUAAACAGAAAUGUAAUCUC